CAAUCAGACCUGGCGUUGUUUGGAGGUUGCUUGUUGACAAGAGGAGAAGGUGACUUCUCAGCCAGCGGAGUAGCACCUAAUCUAGAUCUUUACAGAGUCUAAGAAAGGCUGGAUUUUUGAGACAAAAGCAGCCAUGUCUUCAUUUGGGAGGGCAUUGGGAGUCCUUCGGACCGGAGCGCGACUGCUACGACGCGAACCCGCGAGAAUAACAAGCAGAAAGGCGAGUGGCGGACCGCACAUUGAGCCACAGUACAGACAAUACCCGCAGCUGACGAAGAAGCAGAAGUUUGAGUCGGAGCUUAUCAGUGGUGUCAUGUGGUUCUGGAUCCUUUGGCACUGCUGGCAUGACCCUGAUGCGGUUCUGGGUCACUUCCCUUGGCCGGAUGCUUCUGAAUGGACAGAUGAGGAGCUUGGUAUCCCUCCAGAUGACGAGGAAUGAGGUCACCACAGAGGAUUUGGUUUGCCGGGCGAGUCUUUGGGCUGUUCUGAAAGUCAUUGUUGUACAUAGACUUAAUAAACUUAUCUUUAAAUUAAAA
This is a messenger RNA of Haplochromis burtoni (Burton's mouthbrooder), 536 nucleotides long. RefSeq names its product NADH:ubiquinone oxidoreductase subunit B2 (gene ndufb2). The transcript has 4 exons. The coding region runs from base 134 to 439 and encodes 101 amino acids. The record is from RefSeq and is a predicted model, not a curated record. Gene Ontology annotation, cellular component: mitochondrial inner membrane. NCBI's taxonomy places the organism in Eukaryota, Metazoa, Chordata, Actinopteri, Cichliformes, Cichlidae.